AUGAGUGCGAAUCUGAGUCGCCGUAGGGUUGAAAAAGAAAGAGGGUUUCCGAGUUUUUGUAAGAAGUGUGGAGAAGCUGCUAAGAUUUUCACUUCUAAGACCAUCAAAAACCCAGGAAGACUUUUCCAUGGUUGUCCUAAUGGGAGUGAAGAGGAUAAGAAUCAUUUGUUUAAAUGGACUGAUGAAUCUGCUGUAGAAGAAAUUGAAGAUAUGAAGAGCCAUUUGGAGCUUCAGUCUCAGAGAUGUGAAGAUGUAACAAGAAGCUAUGACAAAAAAAUUGAAGAUUUGGGUGAUGCUCUAGCUGGAUUUGGGAAAGAGAUGAAAGAGAUGAAAGAGUUGGUUGAUGGGUAUGAGAAAGAUAUGAAGAACUUGAAGAAGAUGGUUGUUUGUGGAGUUGGAAUGAUGGUAGUGUAUUACUAUUUUGCUAUGUAG
Messenger RNA from Brassica napus (rape), 432 nucleotides. RefSeq lists its product as uncharacterized. Gene Ontology annotation, molecular function: zinc ion binding. The transcript has 2 exons. The record is from RefSeq and is a predicted model, not a curated record. NCBI's taxonomy places the organism in Eukaryota, Viridiplantae, Streptophyta, Magnoliopsida, Brassicales, Brassicaceae. The coding region runs from base 1 to 432 and encodes 143 amino acids.